Anopheles coustani is the source of this 1744-nucleotide messenger RNA. Its product is annotated as facilitated trehalose transporter Tret1-like. Gene Ontology annotation, cellular component: membrane. Gene Ontology annotation, molecular function: sugar transmembrane transporter activity. Lineage: Eukaryota; Metazoa; Arthropoda; Insecta; Diptera; Culicidae. The transcript has 5 exons. The record is from RefSeq and is a predicted model, not a curated record. The coding region runs from base 88 to 1461 and encodes 457 amino acids. Gene Ontology annotation, biological process: transmembrane transport; carbohydrate transport.
UCCGGGAAGGAAAAACUAAUCCGGGAUUUCGGUUUCAAAACAAACGUUGCUACAUUUGAGAAGCCCGAUAGUCCACAGAUCUACAGAAUGGAGAAAGGUACUCCGUUGAGGCAGUUUAUGGCCGGUGUUAUAGUCAACCUGGCUUCGAUCAUGGUAGGUACCUCGCUAGGUUGGACCUCUCCAAGCGGUCCUAAGCUCGCCUCGUUGGACACCUCACCGCUCGACGCGAUACCAACAACGGCGGAAAGCUCCUGGAUCGGAUCACUUGUCGCCAUGGGAGCAUUGAUCGCUCCCUUUAUAGCUGCUCCGUUGGCGGAAAAAAUCGGCCGCAAAUGGACUCUGCUUGGUAGUUCCGCCCUGUUCAUCGUAUCCUGGAUCCUUCUGUUGACGGCGGGAACGGUAGUGCAGGUGCUGGUGGCACGUUUCAUCCAGGGUCUAGGUGUCGGUUUUGUGAUGACAGUUCAGACGAUGUACAUCGGUGAGAUUGCCAGCAAUCAGUACCGGGGUGCCCUCGGUUCGCUCAUGCAGCUGUGCAUCGUGACCGGAAUUUUGUACGUGUACUGCGUUGGGCCGUACGUGUCGUACCAUGCACUGCAGUGGGCGUGUCUGGCCAUCCCGAUCGUGUUCGAUGCAACGUUCUUCUUCAUGCCGGAAACUCCAGCUUUCUACAUCGCUAAGGGCGAUAAGGGAAAGGCAGCCGAGUCGCUGAGUUUCCUGCGUGGUAUGACGGUCGAGGGCAUACAGGAGGAGCUACAGGAGAUUACGACCACUGUCGAGGAUUCACUGAAGAACCGCGGCACUCUGGUGGAUCUUCUCCGUAACAAGGGCAACGUGAAGGCUCUCAUCAUCUGCUGUGGGUUGAUCAGCUUCCAGCAGCUGUCCGGUAUCAACGUGAUUCUGUUCUACAGCCAGAAUAUCUUCGCCAGUACCGGCACCAGCAUGGAACCGGCCAUAUCUACCAUCCUUGUCGGUGUGGUGCAAGUCCUAGCGAGCGGCGCCACUCCGCUGAUCGUAGACCGACUGGGCCGCAAACCGAUCCUACUGGCGUCGGCCGGCGGAAUGUGUGUGUCACUCGCGGCGAUGGGCACUUACUUCUACCUCAAGUACACGAACGCGCCGACGCUGGGCAGUCUCGGCUGGCUGCCGAUCCUCUCGUUGAUCUUGUUCGUAACGCUUUACUGUGUCGGUUUCGGCCCGCUGCCUUGGGCCGUGCUCGGGGAGCUGUUUCCCGCCAACGUUAAGUCCAUUGCAUCCUCGAUUGUUGCCUCCACUUGCUGGAUUCUUGGCUUCAUCAUCUUGCAGUUCUUUGCCGACAUGGAUGCCGCCCUCGGGUCACACUGGUCGUUCUGGAUUUUCGGCAUCCUUUGCGCCGUCGCGUUUGCGUUCACCUUCACGAUGGUCAUGGAAACCAAGGGACUGAGCUUGCAGGAGAUUCAGGAUCGACUGAACGGCAAGUCCUAGGUUGUAAACCCACACACCUGGCACACGCUUGAUCGCCUUCGCAUGCUCCCCGUUGUGAUGAUGGGUCCUCUGUGCGAGUGUUAGUGUUAUUUCUGCCAGGAAGAGAAUCACCAUCGGGCAACCUUCCAUUAUCUGAUUUGAAUAUCUUUUUGUUCAUUUUUUCCAUUUCUCUGUAAGUAGUAUAGUUAGCUCCCAUUGGAACCAAAGCGUUAGGCGAGUGCUAAGCAAAGCUUUGCCGGUGUGUUAUGUACUGUGUUAUGUUACUUGAAUAAAUUGUUGUCUU